AUGGGGGGCAUGGUGUUCCAUGAGCAUGCAAAUGGUUGUAAUACUGAGAAGAUUGCUGCUUCACCUCAGUUUCGUGGUACUGAUAAGCAUUAUUCAUCAUCAAUCUCCGCGGUACCCAAGACAUUUGAUAUAGUAACAUAUGGUGGAGUACCUAAUGGAGAUAUAACCCAGGCUCUUAGAAAUGCUUGGAAUGAUGCAUGUGCAUCAAAUGUUAGCAGCAUAGUAAUGGUCCCAAGAGGAACAUUCAAGAUGCACGGUUUGGCUCUCUAUGGAAGUUGCAAGGCUCCUAUUGAAGUUAAAGUUGAUGGAAUAAUCCAAGGCCCAGAAAAUCCUAGUGAUCUCCAAAAUGAAAAAACUUGGCUUACUUUUUCAGACAUUGACUCAUUCACUUUAUCAGGUUCAGGUAUUUUUGAUGGUCAAGGUGUUAGCCAUCCUUGGACACAAGAUGAUUGUACAAAACAAAACGCAGGAACCUGCAAACCCUAUAAUUUAGCAUUCAAUUCCGUGAACAACUUAGUUAUUCGAGGCGUAACUACAAAGGAUAGUAGAGGCUUUCAUGUGAAUGUAAAUGGAUGCAAUAAUGUGACAAUUGAUGACUUCACUGUGAGUGCUCCAGCAAACAGUAUCAACACCGAUGGACUUCACAUCUCAAAAUCCACCAAUGUGAGCGUUGUAAACUCUAGAAUUGGUACUGGAGAUGAUUGUGUCUCAUUAGGUGCUGGAGAUAAGCAAAUAAUGGUCCAAAAUGUGAAUUGUGGACCUGGACAUGGCUUUAGUGUUGGAAGCCUCGGAGGAAACCCAAAAGAACUGCCUGUGGAUGGCUUCACUGUUAGGAAUUGCACACUUAAUGGCACAUCUAAUGGAGUUAGGGUUAAGACUUGGGCCGAUAAACCAGGAAAUAUUUCAAUCUCCAAUCUUUUUUUUGAAGACAUCACAAUGAUCAACGUACAGAAUCCAAUCAUCAUAGAUCAAGAGUAUUGUCCAUCAAAAGAUUGCCCCAACAAGAAGCCAUCAAAAAUACAGAUAAGCAAUGUGACAUUCAAGAAUAUUAGAGGCACUUCAGCGUUCCAAUAUGCAGUAGUUCUGAAUUGCAGUAAAGAGAAACCAUGCCAGAAUGUGCAAUUUAACAACGUUGAUAUCAAAUUAUCAAAUGGAUCUCUCCCAUUAGCAACGUGCAUUAAUGUUGACCCUAUAGAAAUCGGAAAGGCUACUCCUUCUUGCAAACCUUAGCACCAUAGAAUCAAGGCCUUUUUUAUCUCUUAAUGCAGGAUAGAGUGUGCAUCCUCCUAGUUAGGUGAUGAGGAUUUGCAGUUUUUUAGAAUAAGUAUUUGAAAAUUGAGCUAUGUAUUGUAAAGAUUCUUUUCCUACGAUAAUGCAUGCAUAUUUGUCUGAGUAUUUUAUAAAAGAUUAUUUGUUAGUAUU
This is a messenger RNA of Prosopis cineraria, 1422 nucleotides long. Its product is annotated as polygalacturonase-like. Lineage: Eukaryota; Viridiplantae; Streptophyta; Magnoliopsida; Fabales; Fabaceae. Gene Ontology annotation, molecular function: polygalacturonase activity. The coding region runs from base 1 to 1230 and encodes 409 amino acids. Gene Ontology annotation, biological process: carbohydrate metabolic process. The transcript has 6 exons. The record is from RefSeq and is a predicted model, not a curated record.